CCAUUAACCGGAUAUGGGGUGUCUAAAGUCCUUGAAUCUGGAGACCCCAAAUUUAAGAAAGGAGACUUAGUAUGGGGAAUUACUAAAUGGGAAGAAUUCAGCUUGAUCCCUUCAUCUCUAAUACAUUUCAAAAUUGAUCACACUGAUGUCCCUCUUUCGUAUUACACCGGUAUUCUUGGUAUGCCAGGAGUGACUGCUUAUGGUGGUUUCUUUGAAAUAGGGUCUCCAAAGAAAGGAGAGAAUGUUUUUGUUUCAGCCGCCUCUGGUGCUGUUGGCCAACUUGUUGGUCAGUUUGCUAAAUUGACCGGUUGUUAUGUAGUUGGAAGUGCUGGAAGCAAAGAGAAGGUGGAUCUAUUGAAGAAUAAGUUAGGAUUUGAUGAAGCUUUCAACUAUAAAGAAGAGUCAGACCUCAAUGCAACUUUGAAAAGAUAUUUUCCAGAAGGCAUUGACAUUUACUUUGAAAAUGUUGGAGGCAAGACACUUGAUGCUGUACUCCAGAAUAUGAGACUCCAAGGUCGCAUACCUGUUUGUGGAAUGGUCUCACAAUAUAAUCUUACUCAACAUGAAGGUGUAACAAAUUUGUCAAAUCUCAUAUUCAAGCAACUUCGUAUGGAAGGUUUUAUAGUUACUAAAUUUUAUCACUUAUAUCCCAAAUUUUUGGAGUUUCUCUUGCCUCAUAUCAGAGAAGGGAAUGUUGUGUAUGUAGAAGACAUAGUUGAGGGUCUUGAGAAUGGUCCUAAAGCCUUGGUUGGCCUUUAUAAUGGUCGCAAUGUUGGCAAACAAGUGGUGGUUGUUACUCGCGACUGAAUGCAUUUGGACAUAUUAGUCCAUCCUUUAAUUAGGUUUUUGUUCUGUUUUUGUGUCGAAUGUUAAUUAAGGCUUUUUUGUAUGGUUUAUCAUUUUCAA
Messenger RNA from Cajanus cajan (pigeon pea), 906 nucleotides. NCBI's taxonomy places the organism in Eukaryota, Viridiplantae, Streptophyta, Magnoliopsida, Fabales, Fabaceae. The record is from RefSeq and is a predicted model, not a curated record.